This is a messenger RNA of Coregonus sp. 'balchen', 792 nucleotides long. The record is from the annotation of a GenBank genome assembly. NCBI's taxonomy places the organism in Eukaryota, Metazoa, Chordata, Actinopteri, Salmoniformes, Salmonidae.
AUGCGAUGUCCGCGGGUGAGCCGGGUUCUUUUUCUGCUACAUUCUGUUUUGUUUUUGUCUGCCAGCCAUGUCGAGUUCUCGCUGCCUGGCAGCCUCCUCUCUCCAGACGAAGAACAAGGUCAGUGUGUCUCAGUUGUUACGACUAGCCUAAGCUAUAAUAACUGCAACAAUGUUGCGAUUUUAUUGUUGCAAUUUCACUUGCAUGCAUAGAUUCAAUGCAACAGCACACAUCGUAGUUAGUCAUUGCAAGGUUAGUGCAUGAAUCUGUGCAUAAUUUUAGCCAAGUGGCAGGUUGAUCAAUGAAUCUAUCAUUUGAUAAUUGAUUAACUGAUUGAUCUGGAAAUUAUAUUGUAGGUGUUGGAUCAUUUCACUGUAGUGGUUAUUCUUAUCCAACUGGCCUAAUGUUAUUACUUUUCCAUGUUAUCCUCAGGUCGCUUUCUCCAGUCCCAGUCGGAUGUGUCCAUGGUCCAUCCAGUCAAAGUUGACAGAGAUGGACAGUUUCUCUCCCACUCUCUGGCACACCGCCUUGAGCGCGUGCGGCACAAGCGAGACUUGGGGGCUUUGGAGGGACGCGUUUAUUAUAAGGUGAACUACAAGGGCCGCGAUUUGGUUUUCAAUCUAACAGUCAACAACUAUUUGGUGUCGAACGAAUAUAUUCUAGAGCGGCGAAACGGGAGUCUGAACCGGACUGAGCACCGUACCACUGGGGUGAACGCCUGCCACCUGAUCGGCACAGUGACUGAUCCUACUAAUGCGCGCGGGACAGCCGCCAUCAGCACCUGUGAAGGCUUG